AUGGUCUCAGCAGAUGACGUCUACACAAACUCCACCUUGCCACCAGGCAACUCCCCCAAUUUGAUCCUCGUCCCCGCAACGCCAGCGGAGCGGAUCGAGACGAUCAAACUCAACAGCGUUGCGUGGAAAGGUCCGCUGGAUAUCCCGACGUACAUCGAGCGAGAGAAUCAUCUCCACCAGCAACGGCUCGUGAAGGAUGGCUUGACCAAUUGGAUCCUCGUGGAUGGCAGAGAGCCAGAGGGGAAGAGGACUAUUCUGAGUUCGUGCGAGACGUAUCUCAAGAAGGCCUUCUUGGCGUACAGGGGACAGGUUGAAGACAUCAUCACACAUGGCAUUGGGAGCGUCUACUGUCGUCCCGAGUUCCGGGGGAAGGGUUACGCUCGACGGAUGCUGGAAGAGUUGAGUCGGAAACUCGACACGUGGCAGGUGGAAAGAAUGGGGAAGAGGAAUCGGUCUGUAUUCUCAGUGUUGUAUUCCGACAUUGGGAAGUCGUUUUAUUCCCAGUUCGGGUGGACUCCAUUUCCGUCGUCGCACAUUUCUCUCCUGCCCAUCUCCGAAGCUAAAUAUGAUUCUAUUCGGCCUGGGAGUUCCCCACAGGUUAGGGCUCUGUUUGCGGAUGAUGUGCGAAGUUGCAUGUGCAGUGACAAAACUGCGCGAAAGGAACGCGGGCUUCUGCAGGUGGAUUCAGAAAAAUCACCCGACGAGGCCAUAGUUGCUAUCGCCCCAGACUUCGACCACUAUAUCUGGCACUGGGCCCGAGAGGAGUUCUUCGUUAAAAAGCUCUUCCCGAAUUCCAGAACUGCUCCGCUUAUCAAGGGUGCCGGAGUGGACGGGGCCGGGGUGUACUGCGCUUGGAAUAGGAACUUCGGCGAGAAGCCUGAGGAGAAUACGCUUUAUAUUCUGCGCUGGGUGUACGAUGAACCUACAUCACCGGCAGAGAAGCAGGCCAAGAUCGAUGCCAUGGCUGCCAUCCUGCGAAGAGCCCAAUUCGAGGCACACGAGUGGAACAUGCACAGCAUUGAGUUCUGGAAUCCGACCCCGUUAAUGCAGGAGGCUGUUGCUCUCGUCGAUCCGACUGCCACCGUGGUGCAUCGCGAGAAGAGCAGUAUUGCCAGUCUAAAGUGGAACGGUGCUGAGCAGGGCCUAGGCAAUAAAGUUGAAUGGCGCUGGAAUGAGAAGUAUGGAUGGUGUUGA
Monascus purpureus is the source of this 1194-nucleotide messenger RNA. NCBI's taxonomy places the organism in Eukaryota, Fungi, Ascomycota, Eurotiomycetes, Eurotiales, Aspergillaceae. The record is from the annotation of a GenBank genome assembly.